Brassica oleracea var. oleracea is the source of this 1412-nucleotide messenger RNA. RefSeq names its product plant UBX domain-containing protein 16-like. Lineage: Eukaryota; Viridiplantae; Streptophyta; Magnoliopsida; Brassicales; Brassicaceae. The record is from RefSeq and is a predicted model, not a curated record. Gene Ontology annotation, biological process: proteasome-mediated ubiquitin-dependent protein catabolic process. The transcript has a single exon. Bases 1 to 1266 code for a protein of 421 amino acids. Gene Ontology annotation, molecular function: ubiquitin binding. Gene Ontology annotation, cellular component: nucleus.
AUGGGGAUAACGUUUUCGAGGACAAAACGACUGAUAACAACAAGGUCGCAGCCUGACGAAGAAAUAAAUUUCUUCCUCAACAACGAAACCCCUCAAACACUGUCCACGAAUUCUAUCGAACAACAACACGAUGAUCAACUAAUAUCUUCUUUCCUCGAAGUCGCUGUCGGUCAGACCGUCGAGACCGCAAAAAGGUUCUUGGAGACAACGAACUGGAACAUAGAGGAAUCCAUCAAUCUUUUUCUCCUCCGCAACAACUACGAUCAUGCCGCGGAGGAAAGUAACGAGUCAACGACGUUCGAUGGUGGAGAAUCAGAUUCGACAUUGUCUUCCAUGUAUCGUCCUCCUGUAGACAUGCUUUUCGAGGGUCGUACGUUUGAGGAAGCGAAGUCAACUUCUUGUACACAGAAUCUAUGGUUGCUAGUGAAUCUCCAGUCCAGAACAGAGUUUGCUUCUCACGCGCUCAAUCGUGAUUUAUGGGCGAACGACACCGUUUCGGAAGCUCUUAUGUCCAGCUUCGUCUUGUGGCAGGUCUAUGAUAACACAAUCGAAGGGAAGAAGAUCUCGAACUUCUACAAGAUGGACUCUGCUCCACCUGUGGUGCUUGUGAUCGAUCCCGUCACCGGUCAGAAGAUGGGGAUGUGGAGCGGCGUGAUUGAUGCUCAGAGCUUUGUGGAGGAUUUGUCGUGGUUUUUGGAGGCUGGUCCUCAUGAGCAUAUUGCUUCACUGAUAAGGAACAGAUACCCUGAAGCGGAGGAGGAUCAGACUUGUUCCAAAAGCAACAACAAUGAUCAAGUCCCGGUUCCUUCUUGGGGUGAAGAGUUUGAAAAGAAGGAGGAUUGGUCGUCAAGCAACAACGUCGAGGGUCCUUCUUGGGGAGAAGAGUUUGAAAACGUGGAGGAGACGUGUUCUUCAAGCAACAAUGAUGAUGAUGACAUCGUUGAUCCUUCUUCGGGGCCAGAAAAACACUGGGUAGAGUUACCGGAUUUGACAGAAGAGCCCAAAGUAGACUGUGAUAAAAGCCUUGUGUGCAGUCUCUCUGUUCGUUUUCCAGAUGGGACAAGAAAGCAGAGAAGAUUUCUCAAGAGCGAACCUUAUCUACUUCUCUGGUCUUUCUGUGAUUCUCUCUUGGAAGAAUCAGAGAUUAAUGCGUUUAAGCUGGUACAUGCGAUUCCUGGUGAUUCCAAGACUCUUGAUUAUAGACUCUAUGCGACUUUUGAGGAAUCUGGACUCGCUAAUUCGAUGAUCUCGGUUCUUUCGAAGUGAAUACUUCGAGUUUUAGGCCAACCUUUAACUAAGAAGGCAAGAAAAGGAUUGUGAGUUUUAGUUCGAGCGUGUUGCUGUUUCUUUUCUGCUUCUUUAUUCCUUGUAAUGAAUCAGUCACCGUUCUAGUAAAAUUUCAGUUUCUUCUU